AUGUUGAGAGCAAUAUUUAUAUUGAAAAGAAGCAGCUCGAGUUUUACUCAACAAACCUUAGAAUCUUUAGGCACUAAACUCAAGCCUCAAGCUGUCAAAAUCGACAUUCCCCCUGUCGAUUCAUCAAAGAAAAAGAAAAAAAUCAAGCUCGCCGACAAUGAAUACAUCCCACCCUACCGAGAUGAAUCACGCGAGUAUUUUGCGUCUAUCAAGCCCAAUGAAAUAAAGCUUCCUGAAGUUCUGGUCCCAGUCGAAAAAGAAUGGAACACAGCCAGACAAUAUCUUGAAUCGAGGACUAAAGAAUUGAACAAAUACGCCGAUAAGAUGUUGGAGCCAGGCCCACGUGGUCUUCAUUGGGAAGAAAUCGAAAACCAUGGGGAGCACAUGUCUAGCAAUGAAAUCCGUUCUUGGAUACGUCAGCAUAAGUCACAAUUAUCAUUGGAAAGAACCAUUGGCAGCUAUGAUGGAGAAGAAGAAAUCACCAGAGGAGGCCGCGGAACAUAUCUUUCAGAUGAGAUCAAUGGGGACGUUUUUGCUAAUCAGUAUUUCAAAUUAGCGGAAAUUUAUGACCCAAAAAUAGAUCUGCGCAAAUACCCAGGGUCCAUUCUUGGACCAAACAUGGAAGACGACCCUUCAUAUUGGGCUGAGUGGUACGUUAAAAAUCAGCCAAGGCCUUUACAAUAUUUUGAGCAGUUUGGCUUGAUGGGAGGCAUAUAUUUAAAAGAGCAAAUCGGAAAAUUCUAUACACACCCAGAGAUACUCAAGACAUUUAUGACAACCCAUUACAAGCCUUAUGAAUAUAUAAUGAAUCAUCCUGAAGAGACCUUCAUAGUAAAACCCUCUUCCCCAGACAGCAUCACAGCAAUUUCUGUGCUUGAAGACGAAGAAUAUUUGCCAGUGCCCAAAGAAUUGCCAAUGAACUAUAUAGAUAUCACAAGGGCCCUUGAGAGGUGGAACGUCUACCCAGCAAUGGAAACAUCUCUAAAACUAAAAAAAAGAUUCGACAGAGGCGAAAAAUUUCCCACCCCCAAUAAGCCAUGGAAACCAGUUUCAUAUUCAAGCUGCUUAAAUUACUAUGAAAUGCUUCCUAGGUACUAUCGUGAGCACCGCCUCGUCGUUUCUGUCGCUUUAAUUUUAGACAGAUGCCGCCCUUUAAUGUCCAGGAAAAAUAAAGAAAUUUUCUUAAAUAAGCUCUGCAACUUUUUGACACCAAGAGACGAAACUAAAUACAAGUUCUUGCAGGAGUAUUUUAUUAAAAAAGAAACCUUGAACCUUGAUAACCCACAAGUUGAUUAUGACCCUGCCUGGGAUUCAGACACUGAAGAAUUCAAAAAGUCCUUAAUUGAAGAAUGGGAAAGCAGAUUUUAUGAUACUGACGAAGACCGAGAUUCGGCACUCCCAGAAGGACCUGAAGAAGAAGAAGAAGAAGCUGAAGAAUCCAAAGAAACCAAAGCAGCCACCCCAGCAGCCACCACAACUGCAAAAAAAGAUGAAAAAAAGAAAUUCCCAGCCAAAGAUAAACAAAAUCGUGUUAAAAAAUCAAAAAUAGCAGAAACAGCCAAAAAAGAAGAAGCUGCCAGCGCCCCACAAGGAGGAGGAGAAGAAGAAGAAGAAGACGAAGAUUAUGAAUACGUAGACACUCGGGAUUAUGGGCCAGGCUCAGAAGAAGAUGAAGAUGAAGAAGGUGAUCCAUGGGAUGAACCGAGGAAAAGCAAAAAGAAGAAAGCCAAAGAAGCCAAAGUAACCAAAAAACCUAAGGAAGAGACAAAGAGAUCAGUUAGUGGAGAGCCAGAAGAACCCAAAAAAAAGAAAAAAUUCGCUGAUGAAGAAAGUGAGGUGUCUGCAUCAGAAGAAGACGAAUUUGGUGAAAAUGAAGAAAUGCGCUGGAGAAAAGACAUUGACGUCACCAAGCUGACUUCUAUUGAAAGAGAAAAUAUGGUUGAUUAUAGCGGUGAUAAACAGGUCGUCAAAGAUCCUAAUGAACUGAAACCGCUGCCGAGAAAGCAAAAAGAAAUGGAAAAAAUUCAGUCUAUGAGCAAAGAAGAAAGAGAACUGAUGAGCAUGCUAGGAGAAACAAUCACAGAAAAAAGGCAUAAGUUUGAGACUUAUGACUGGGAAAUUCCAGAUUAUGGAGUGAAUUGGUUUGAGAGGAAUCAUGAAAACCCGGAUGGGGUCAUCCCAAGCGUCAUUACGUAUUAUGAUAAUAAAGAUGGGUACUGGGACGAGUGGAUCAAGGAAAAACAUGAAAGGAUAGGCUUACCACAUAUGACGAGGAGAUGCUUCUUAAAACACUAA
Messenger RNA from Blepharisma stoltei, 2295 nucleotides. The record is from the annotation of a GenBank genome assembly. Lineage: Eukaryota; Ciliophora; Heterotrichea; Heterotrichida; Blepharismidae.